AUGACGGAGAAGAGAAAGCGCGCUGGAUCGGAUGCUGCCGCGUCGGGGCACAGCGAGUCGGACGCAUCCGACGACGAGCAGUUUGUCUCUACGGAUCAGCCGCGAGCAGAACAGUCGGCGACGCAGCAGAACAAGGCGCUCCUCCCCUUUGGCGACGGUGCUGAGCUUUAUGAAGCGCUCAAAACACCAUCGGCCGACCUUCUACGUCUGCUGCUCUCCAGACUACGCCAUCAAAGCACUCUCACCUUUGCAGAAAACACGCAGAGAUCCACCAUCCCCGCCAGCGACAAGAGGAUCCAACUCGUUAAGGACUACUGCCAGCUAUGCGAGGCGCAAGCGUCCAACUCUACUCCCUCAACCUCAGCUGCCGCCUCCGUCUUCUCUACAUGGGAGCUCGCAGAUCGCCAGGAUCUUCCCACCUUGCUGCAUCUACCUAUCUUCUGCCUUGCCCAGUCGCUUGCGCUCCUCUCCGUCCACUAUCCCACCCAUGCACUCGGCUCCAACAUCAUCGAGCGUAUUCUUUCAUCCAAUCAGCCAUGGCUAGGCAUGCUACACAACUACAUCUCCAACCUAGGCGGUGCCAAGUUUGCCGCUUCCAAACAGCGAGACACUCGCUCAUCCAAGGGCUCCGAUGUAGCGGGACUAGCAUCCCUCGUCCUGCUUCGCGAAAUCACUAGCUUCGCCAAGGGUCGCUACGCAGCCAAACUCUUCGACUCAUUCAAUUGGUCGAUGAAGGUGCUUCCCCACAUCUUCAACAUGCGCAGAAGGACCAGCCGCAAAUCAAAGACAUCCAAAAAGACGCAGGUCGCCAAGGACGUAUCUCUGCGUCGUCCCGACAUUCGAACCCUCUACAUCCUCUUCCUACUCUCCUUCCUUCAGCAAGGCUACUCCCACACGCUGAAGCUUCGACUCUUGGACCUUGGUCGAGACUUUUUGCCCGCCAUCCUCAAAGGUCUCCCACAAGAUCCGCCAGACGUCGUCCAAACCAUCCUCUUGCACCUCCACGAGGAUCUCGUCAAGGACACCAAGAUUCCCCGUAGCAAGAAGGUCGAGUUCUGGAACGAAUGGGCAUGCGGUUGUGUCGUUCAGCUUUACUCGCGUGAGGAUGAGCAUGUCCUUAUCCAUGCAGAUACCCAGGCUGUCGAGAAUCCUUCGGUGGCCGAACUCGCACAUCACUUUCUCCUCAGCAUCUGUACAAAUCCCGGCUUUGGUAUCUGCUACCCAGAUCGAGGCUGGUAUCCACGCAAAGCAACUGCGACAUCAGAGACCUUGGUCACCGCAAAUGAAACCAAAGCCAACGACGGCGCAGACUUUGUUACAGAGUCCAACGCAACCCAGAAGGGCAAGCAGAUCGCAAGCGGCUCGAUCUACAACAAGGUUCUCUCCGGCGUCAUUCGUCAGCUCGCCGUCGCCGAAGAUCUGCGACAGCAAGAACUUGCACUCGGAAUCCUUAAGGCUUGCCCCGAGCUUGUCGGUCCCUAUCUCGAAACCUCGUGCGCUGGGCUCAGCGUGGACCCACGGCCAAGUUCGCGAUGGCUCUGCAAUGUUGCCUUCUUUGGCCGUGUAGUAGGUCUAGAGCUUCCUUCUUUCCGAAUUGCAAAGGUCGAGCAUCUCGAAACGCAGCACGAUUCUGCAUCCGCCGCCUUGACCCCGCAUUCACAUCGAGCCUUUGCAGCACAGCCGCCUCCAAUGUCGAGCAUUGUGGCCAACAUUCUGCCUGGACCGUUUUAUCGAUCGCUGUUCAGUCAAGGGCUCAACAACGCAGAUCAGCUCGUUCAGUAUUCGACCUGUGCACUCUUGUCCCGCUGUCUCGAUCGCAUGGUUCGUUUCCGCCAAGUCUGCACGAGUGCCAUAUCGGAUCUCGACGAGGACGAGAACGGACCAUGGCGAAGACGACUCGAAGCUCUCGAAUUGGAAGCGCGCAGACGCAUUCCCGAUAUUUCCGUGGUCAUCCAGAUUCUUCAAGUGGUCACCUCUCGGCCCAGCGUCAAGGGAAAGUCGAAUGAGGCCAGCGCCGAUGUCACCCUCGGCAGCGCCGACUCGACUCCCGUCUCGGAAAAGGACAGGAUGAUCUCCACCGAAGCAGCUCUUCGACUGCUUUCGCUCUACUACCAAGCCGUGCCUAGCUCUGCCUUCGACGCUCGAUUCAACGCGGGCAAGCUUCUUACCAACGCAUUCGUCCACUCCAGUGAAGUGGCUUCCAUCGAAGGGCCAGAUGAGGACACCAACAUGCUUGACGAUACGGAGGAUGGGAGCAAGAAGGCAGUGGAUGGGACAACUUCUGACAACACUGAAGAUGAAGAAGACGCAGAGGACGCUGGUGAGAUCGAUCUGCAAGCCCUUUGUCAGGUACACACACUGCGCAUCCUCUCCCAUUCAGCUCGAGUAUCGUCGUUUGACUGGACGGUCAAGCCAUCUGGUUCUAACGAGAAUCUCAGCUAUCUUGCCUUGCUUCUCACUCUUUUCGUCUCAACGCCUCUCGACCAAGUGAAGCAAGCCUGCGAGGAGCUGCUUCGUUCACUUCUCUCCACUUCGUCGUUCUUCGAGCACCAGCCUUCGGAACUCGAUGCUUGGCUUGCGAGUCUCCCGCAAUCCGAUGUUGAGUCAGCUCGGAGAGAAGACGGAGACAGACCAGACGAUUCCGGCUCUCGUCCUGCAAACAGGACUCUCUCAACAGAGCAGAGUUCAGUCGUAGCGUUCUUGGACGAAUGCAUACUCAGAUGUGCAAAGACUCCUUACCGCUACAUCGAGGCCGCACGCCAGUAUCUCCAAGAGCACUCCAGAGACGCAGACGGCGCAGACGGUCAAGUCGGCUCCACAAAGACGUCCACGGAUGUGCUUGGCUCCCCCUGGCUCAUGGCGGUGUUCGAGCAAUUCACGAUUCGGAUCGAGAAGGGAUUGUUCGCAGCCGACGACGGAACAGUAAAUGCGUUAGUCGCGUUCCUCAUCCGCCUGCUUCCUGUCUUGUGCGCUUACACUCGACAAACAUUUGCUUUCGAGGCCAUGGCGCUAAAGAUCGAACGUGGUGUCAAGGCAAAUCCGAAGUACGCAUCAUCCGUAUUUUUAGCAUCGGUACUUUCCAGCAAAAUUCGGUGUCUCAGCAAGGCUCCCGUCGCUGACACUAGGGCGACGGAGAAAGCGAUGCAAUCAAACUCCCAGUCGACUGCCGUGUUUCUUGGCACGUCCACGCCCGAACAACUACGAUUCAAGUUGCGGAAUGCCACCAGACCGUUGCGUCAGGCCCACAUUGUCGAUCUUUUUCGAGUCACGCAACAGCUGCACGAUAGCGGCUUUGCACAAGCAUCGCAGAUCUUCGAAGAGCUUGACCCAUCCACGGAGAACAUCGCGGCAGCCGCUUUCCCUGGAGCAAAAGAGAUCGCUUACGGAUCCAUGCCGAUGCUCCAUCUGCCUCUCAGCUCUCGUUUCAUCGCACCGGCUCGUGACGACUUCAUGACGACCACAGACGCUGACGACGGAUCGAUACCGGACGGCCUAGUCCCCUGGAGCUCGAAUGUUCAUUCACGGCUCGCGGUAUGGAUCGCUCUGCUUCGAUCGCAAGGCGAAGAGGACGGCGAGAUUACCCUGUCACAUGUACGGUCACUUCUCUCGUUGGUCGACGCUGCGGACUAUCUUUCGCAGGAAGAUGCCAGGCAAUUCCUGUUCGUCGAAGCCUUUCCGGCUAUACAGUCCACCACCAGGCAAAAUGCAGUCGCAGCAGGGCUCCUGCACUCAAUUAGCGAGCUUGCAAUCAAACACCUGGAUACAAGCCGAAAGGAGCACGUCGAGAUGGUCUCUUCACUGCUUAGUCAGUUUCGACCGAGCAUGACCUUCAACGGCAAUUUCUUGCGAACAAUGGCGAAUCUGGCUCCCUUCCUAGCUGAUGAUCGAGUUGAUGAAGCCGUGGAAGCUUGCACUCGCGUGCUCGCAUCCCACAAGGCUGCGGCAGACGUGCGGCUGACCGCGGCCGAAACCCUCUCCAUCCUGACUGCUUCCGUCAAACCGUCGUCCAGACUCUGGGCAAAGCUGAUCUUGCGGCUACCGGAGCUCGUUGAGGCAGCGUUCAGAGCGGAAGACAUUGCGGUCAGUCCAGACGAGCGCGACAGCGUCGACGCCGUAUCGGUACGCCAGAGUCUGCUUCUUGGCGUCAUUCAAACAGUCUUGCGACAGUCGCAUGACCACGCCACAGCCACACAGCUUCAAACUUUGACAAACGUCGACUUCAGCUGUCUCGCUCAGACAAGGAUCGUUUCUCCUGCCCUGGACGGUGCACUGGCGGCAGCCAUUCACGCCCAUUCAGCGCUCGCCUUGUCCGUUUCCGAAGGACUGCGGUCAAUACUGGAAGCCAAAGAUCCAAGUCAGACAGGUGUCCUCCAAGCUGUUCCCUGCUCAUUGUUGACGCUUUUGUCGGCGCUGCUCGAACACGACUCGCCCGUCCUGGUCAAGUCGAAAUGGUCCCCAGCACACGUCGAAAUAAUUGCAGAUCUCGCAAUUUCCGCCAUUCUCGACGACGAAGUCUCCACAGAGACAGCACAAACGAACGCUUUUUCCCUUGUCGCCAGCUUGCGAUGCGCCCAAAAGUUUGGCUGGAAGGAGAUGCAAGCCGAGGUGGGCUACAAGCUGCUGGACUUUGCAACAAAUUGUGUCCAAACACUGCCGUCCAAGGCUUUCCACGGCCCGCUUUUCGAGGCCUUGCUCGGCCUUAUCGACGAGGUGCCUGCAUUGCCUCGGCUGUCCGAGAUUUUGCAGGCCACAAUCGAUGCAUCUCUUCUCUGGCUCGUGCGACGAUUUGCAGAGGACAGCAAUGAUUCGAGCGACCUUGUCCAGACAACUGUCUCUUUGACGUCGCUGAUCGAACGUGCUUGCGAUCACCAGCAGCUCAGAAUCCAGCUGAAGAGAUCUCUUGUCGACCCCGUAAUCCAAGCAGCUAUCAAGAACAGGCUAGUUGCUCUCGAUCAAAUGCGACUUGUUCUGACGCUCUGCAGCCGGGCUGACCUCGAGCCAACGCAGCUCUCGCGAUAUCUUGGAGCUCUCACCGCGCACGCCGAUUUCAAUUCGGUUAUGCGUGGAUCAGCCGCUGUUCUGCAACCGCUUCAGCAAGGCGAGGAUGCUGACGACGAGAGAUGUGGCGAUCUCCCGGAGGAGGACAAGCGAGAAGCAGCCGAUCAAUUGAGGCAACUCGCCACAGAAUUCCCUUACACCGUUGCCAGCCGCAACGCUAGAGAACUGCUUCGCGCGCCGCUCUUGACAAGACUCAUGGCAUUCUACAACGCCACACUGUCCAAGUCAGAUCGGAUGAUUCUAGCUUUGUUCCGACUCUUCGAGGAAGAAUGUGGCCAGUCGUUUAUGGGCGUUGUUCAAGGCUGGACACUUCCCGCCUCGUCUAGCGAUGGCAGCGACAGCGUGAUGGGCGGCGGUCAGUCUACACUGGAAGCGCUUCAGUCGCUUGAUGCCAAUGUCGUGUUUGCCACCUGCACCGAGUAUCCUCGCUCUCUCUCGCUGCGCAACAACGAUGGAUACGGCUACGACGACGAAACUGAUGGCGCUAGAUUGCCGGGGCAGGUCUAUGGCAAGCACACCGAUGCGGCUCAGCGCUACGACCCAGUGUUCGUCCAUUCGCUCCUUGCCGGUGUGACUGCACCGGGGGUAAAGCUGAGCGGACUGCAAUGGGUGUCGGUGUUUGCCACGAACGCACCUGGUCUGGCGGUGUGUGGGCUGUCGUCUCGCUGCAGAGACAUGCGUCGUGCCAGCUUGACGCUCAUCUCCAGUCUGUAUCUUGCUGCCAGAGAAGCGGAUUUCCAGGAGAAAGAUCAUCUUCAAAUGGUGCUGGAUCUGCUCCGCGAUGCGCUGGAUUCAUCGAUCGCCAUUCAGGACUCAGCCCUUUCGGAAAGUACUGUCGUUCCGUCCGACGCUCCAUACCUCCCAACAACCACGACCCUAUUCAUUGCCCACGCGCUGCGAUCGGUCACAACGCCAGGAUCCUUCAUCUACCCGGUCAUCUCACACUUCCUGCUCCAACGACCCGAGCUCGACGUUGGCGACGUGCCUCUGCUUUACAACCUGCUCUACUCGGCUUCUGACAAGUACAAGCAAGAGCGUAUGUGGAUGCUGCGAUUCUUACGCGAUGUUGCACGCUCCGGUGGAAGAAGCGAUUGGAAGAUCUUCAAACGCAGGCGUACGUGGGACCUCCUCGCUUCACUGUACGACGCCUGUGAUGGCGGUUUGACGGGCGCCGGGAUGGACUCAGAUCGAGCGGUAGAGGAGACGUCGAUGCGUGCGUUGAUCGAGGACACGACGGCGUGGUUGGUGAGAAACGCCGAUGUCGCGAUCGAGCUAGUGACGAGGAGGGGACUAUUGACGUGGAUCUGGCAGCAAGCUGUGCGCGAGGGCGUGGUUGCGCUCGCUGAACAUCACAGCAGCGAUGGCCCGAGGCUCUCCGAGGUUACAUCAGCGGAAGCUUCAGCUCUGUCUACGUUGACACUUCGAAGCGUCUGGAUACUGCUGCUGGCCCAACUGACGCGCAGUAUCGAUCUGGACCGACUCCACCGCGCGACGGAUUCAGCCUGGCUCGCACCUAUCAUCACGCUAACAUCGACGACCAUCAGGGCGCUUCACAAAUGCGCCGCCUCCACCAACAGUCGCAAUCUUCCCGCGGUAUCAGCCGAUCUCGUGCGCACGAUCUCAUAUGCAGCGACGUCGACCAUGGAGAAGGUACUGUUGUUCGCAGACGACCCAGCAAUGGGCCUGUGGACACGCCAGAUGGUGGAGGCACUUGACAUGAUGAUGGAUUUGGCGGACAAGGCGAUGGAGGUGAAGAAGGAUGACAAGGUCUGGGAGAGAUGCUGUGUCGGUGUGCAGCGGUGUGCGCUUGCUCUGGCUGCUGCUUCUACAAGCGCGGAUGGGCAAACGCGUGUCACGAGUCCGGAGGAGCAGAAGAAGCUCGCUCGAUUGAUCCGACGAACGACCACGGUGUGUCGUCGCUUGGACAGCGAAACCUCUCAGCUUGUCCUCGGCAACCUCUUUUCAGCCUCUGCGUAG
Messenger RNA from Pseudozyma hubeiensis SY62, 7035 nucleotides. RefSeq lists its product as hypothetical. Lineage: Eukaryota; Fungi; Basidiomycota; Ustilaginomycetes; Ustilaginales; Ustilaginaceae. Gene Ontology annotation, biological process: maturation of LSU-rRNA from tricistronic rRNA transcript (SSU-rRNA, 5.8S rRNA, LSU-rRNA); maturation of 5.8S rRNA from tricistronic rRNA transcript (SSU-rRNA, 5.8S rRNA, LSU-rRNA). The record is from RefSeq and is a predicted model, not a curated record. The transcript is spliced from 2 exons. Gene Ontology annotation, cellular component: nucleolus. The coding region runs from base 1 to 7035 and encodes 2344 amino acids.